Danaus chrysippus (African queen) is the source of this 351-nucleotide messenger RNA. The record is from the annotation of a GenBank genome assembly. Lineage: Eukaryota; Metazoa; Arthropoda; Insecta; Lepidoptera; Nymphalidae.
AUGAGUGAAUUAGUUUGGGGUAUUAAAAAUGGUGAUAUUGAUCAAGUUAAAGAUAUUGUUGAAAAAAAUAAAAUUGAUGUGAAUGCAUUAAUUGACGGCAGAGUGCCCCUUCAUUAUGCCGCAGAUUACGGCCAGACAGCUGUUGUGAACUACUUGCUAGACAAAGGAGCCGAUCCCAAUAUGGUAGACAAGCAUGGCAUCUCUGUAAUUCUGGCAGCUAUAUGGGAAGGGCAUACAGACUGUGUGAAAACACUAUUAAAACAUGGAGCAUCCAAAAAUGGGAAAACACCGGAUGGUACACCAUAUAUUGAAGCAGCAGAAAAAGAAGAGAUCAAGGAAUUACUUACAUAA